AAGAAUGCGAGAUGCACUUAGAGUCGAUACGCGUGGCGGAGGAGGAGAGACACCUAUACAGAGGAGGACAAUUUUGGAUUCAGCUAAAAGUCAGCUCCACAGAGAAAAUAAAUGGCACAGGUAUAUUCAAAAUGACAUUUAGGCAACUUUUUCCCUCAUCAUGAAUAUCGCUUCUCCUCCUAUUGGUUUCUACUUCUGAGCAUAACACGUCUCCAACAUGCCAUGCAGAGGGAUUUGCGAAUGAAUCACUCAGCCAUGCAACAGAAUGACAGUGCACAGACCCUGGCACCAGAGGUUUGUGAGCAGGUGCUGGAGGAUAAUGCAGGACUGGGUUACGGUGGCUCUACUGGUAACCUGUCGCUGCGGUGCUGGCUGUAUUUCUUAAGCAAGGAAUCUAUCCUGGAACUACAGGGCGAUGGCUCCAGCAUCACAGUGCGUGUGAUGAUAGCUCUGGUGUACUCCGUCGUGUGUGCACUAGGGCUAGUGGGGAACUCUCUGGCACUCUACCUGCUUCACUCACGCCACAGUCAGAAGCAGUCUUCCAUCAACUGCUUUGUAAUGGGCUUGGCUCUCACAGACCUACAGUUUGUUCUCACACUCCCUUUUUGGGCUAUUGACACGGCUCUGGACUUCCGCUGGCCCUUCGGCAAAGUAAUGUGUAAGAUCAUCAGCUCCGUGACCAUCAUGAACAUGUAUGCCAGCGUCUUCUUCCUGACUGCCAUGAGUGUGGCACGGUACUACGCGGUGACCACGGCCCUCAAGAUGCACAGCAGGCGGGCAGCGGCGGCUGGUGCCAAGUGGAUCAGCCUGGGAAUCUGGGUAGUGUCGCUGCUGGCCACCCUGCCCCAUGCCAUCUACUCCACCAGUGCCCAGCUGUACGACGAGGAGCUGUGUUUGGUGCGAUUCUCUGAGUCGGGCAGCUGGGACCCUCAGCUGCUCCUGGGGCUGUACCAGCUACAGAAGGUACUGCUGGGCUUUGUCAUCCCCUUGGUGGUCAUCACUGUGUGUUACCUGCUGCUGCUGCGCUUCGUGCUGAGCCAACGCAUCAGCGGAGCGACCUGCUCGGAGGGCUCGGAAGGCCGCCACAAGCACCGGUCCAAAGUCACCAAGUCGGUGGCCAUCGUGGUGCUGUCCUUUUUUCUGUGCUGGCUGCCCAACCAGGCGCUGACGCUGUGGGGCGCGCUGAUUAAGUUUGACCUGGUGCACUUCAGCAACGCAUAUUACAACGCCCAGAACUACACCUUCCCGCUGACUGUGUGUCUGGCUCACACCAACAGCUGCCUCAACCCUGUGUUGUACUGCAUAAUUCGCCGUGAGUACCGCACAGGCCUCAAAGAGCUUCUGCUGCGCGCCACAACCUCCCCAAGGAGCCUGACCAACUUGCUGCCCCGCAAAGCCAAGGUGGCAGAGGCUCCCCCUGACAUGGUGCUGGUCCAGAUGGAUGUUUGAGGCAUUUCAUGAAUUUGUUUGUUGUGAUUGACGGAACAGCACCAUCACAAGGAAUGCCCAUUAGGAUGUGCCCUAUUUUCUUUCCCCCUACUCAGAUUCUCUUUGCCAGAUGUGUUUUUCAUCUGUCUCCUCCGGUGCUUCUCUGCCUCUUAAGAACUUGUGCAGCCUUCCCGUAAUUUGCCAUGAAUAUGUAACACGUAGCACUCAUGUCAGGGGUCUCAAUGAGUUCAAACCAUAAUGCUUCACCUUCUGCUUUGUACCUGCCAGAUAACAGACACAAGUCGCCAUUCCACCUAUGAUCUCCAUCAAUUAUCCAUUUGUUUUCAAUCAUUUGAAUUGGGUAAUUUGCACUCAACAGAACAGACUUUCUGCCGCUGAUUGUAUUCACGAGAUGACGAAUAGAUGAGAGACUGUCCAUAGGAUGCAAGAGUUUAUUCAGAUACCACACACUAAUGUCUGUGCAGGGUGUUAUUGUCAUGCAAUUCAGUACCUUGUUAUUGCAUUUGGUCAUGUCCUGCUAUGCUAUAACUGUCCUUGGUAGGUGUAUAGAUCCUUUAAUUCAUCAAAUAGAACAUGAACUCAAUUAUAAUCUAUUGAUAUGGUUCAUUUUAUAUCAUUUUGAUUGGUGUUAUUGUUAUUACCAGAGCCAUGUUGGCAAAUGUCUCUCUCCAGGAAGCUUUGUUGUGUGUGCAAGUAACCGGUUAGUAGAGUAUGUUUUUACUCCAAAUAAUAUGUCUUUUUCUGAUAUAGAAAAAUAAAGGAGUGCUGGUGGGAACAUAUUGUAUAUGUGAUAGAGCUGAAUAGUUUAUCAGAGGAACACACAGAGAGCAAGUUGUACGUCACUGCCUUACACCACAUUAGCUGAUCAUGAAAGGAAAACAUUUCUCACAAAUGUUAACUGCAGUUGUACACAAGGUCAGGGUCUCUUAGCAUGUCCACUAGAAUGUAAGAAAACAAUUUAGAUUUGAAGGAAUGGAAAAGUUGCAUUACAUUGCAACAAAAAGACGACCUUGCUUUCAGUCUUUGCUUUCUCUGUCUGUUAAACGUGAGCUGCGCACACACACUGAGCCGCUGCUUGCUUUGAGCCAUACAAAGUGAAUUUAUUAUGGGAUAUCAUCCUCCUACCCAGUCAUAUAUCUAUAUUAAUAAUUCAGUUUGAAGGAAAUGUAUAAAAAAGUAUGAAAUAGUCGAAACCUUCAAUGGAAUGUGAACAAGUCUCUGUGAAAUCAUGUACUGUAAAGGUUAUAUUGCAAAAGCUACACUAUUUCUAAUGUGAUUCACCACUCUUUGUAAUUGUGUUGCCUUGAUCUCAUUAGCUAUAUAAACUGUUUUAGUACAGAUUGAAAUAUGAUUUUAGUGAAAUUGCAAGUGCAUUAUGUAGAAGUAAGAAAUAAACCAGUCAACUUGAACAUC
Molecule: messenger RNA, 2862 nt
Organism: Salvelinus fontinalis (brook trout)
Lineage: Eukaryota; Metazoa; Chordata; Actinopteri; Salmoniformes; Salmonidae
Product: relaxin-3 receptor 1-like
Exons: 1
Coding region: 223-1449 (408 amino acids)
Biological process (GO): immune response; G protein-coupled receptor signaling pathway
Cellular component (GO): membrane
Molecular function (GO): G protein-coupled receptor activity
Source: RefSeq, a predicted model, not a curated record